This is a messenger RNA of Prunus avium (sweet cherry), 501 nucleotides long. Lineage: Eukaryota; Viridiplantae; Streptophyta; Magnoliopsida; Rosales; Rosaceae. The record is from RefSeq and is a predicted model, not a curated record.
AUGCCCCAAGCCUUCAUCCCGGAGUUGGCUUGGUUUAAAGUGAUGUUAUACGUGGCAACCCAAUCUUCGGAAGAUCUCUUCCGUAUGGCAUCUGUGUGCCCAUUAUUCCGGACGUUGGCAAACACUCCACAAGUGUGGAACAUCAUUUCAAUGGCUAAGUACCCAGACCAUCCUAGCUGGUACCAUGCUAAUCCUGCGGUCCAGCUUUUCUUGCAACAAUGCAGAGCUUGCGAGAACCCUGAGUCGAUAUUUAGAGAGGCGUUCGAAGUGUUUUUCAUGCAGGGUAACGUGGAAGCGUUGUAUGGGAUGCGCAUCGCAGCAACGGCAGGCCAUAUGGAAGCGGCAUAUAUAGUUGGACUUCUUGGCAUGUCUGGAAUUGGUCAGUCAAAAGAGGACGCAUUAGAAUUUUUGUGUUCUUUGAAUCAACGUAACAACAUUGAUAUGAAAGGAACCAGGGAUGCUUUGAGACGAAGAUUAAGCCGAGUUUGGAAUGUUGCAUGA